GCUUGUUAUUAAUUAACUAUAUAGCCAUUUUCAUCAAACGGCAUUCAACACCUUUCAAAGAGCAUCAAUUCCCACUUACACACAAAGGGAAAUUAAAGUAACAAUGGCCCUCCAAAGGCAUCACCUCUCGUUACUUUUUAUCAUGUUUUCUUUUGUUGCUUGUCAUAGCACCGUGCUAUUGGAUGAUGGUAGUACUUUCAAGGACUUUAUCAAACAAAAGAGUACAGAUGUUUUGAGCUUAAAGAAAUUUGUCAAGUUGGGUGACAUUUCUUCUUCGCUUAAAACGGUUAACGUCAAUGAUUAUGGAGCUCGUGGAGAUGGCAAAACUGAUGACACUCAGGCAUUCAAUGACGCUUGGGAAGUAGCAUGUUCUUCUGGGGGUGCAGUUCUUCUGGUGCCUGAGAAUAAUUAUCUACUCAAGCCAUUCAGAUUUUCUGGCCCUUGCAGAUCCAACAUCGAAGUCCAGAUUUCUGGAACCAUUGAAGCAUCAGAAAACCUAUCAGAUUACAGCGAAGAUCUCACUCACUGGCUUACUUUCGACAGUGUUGAGAAACUAUCAGUUAAAGGUGGUGGUACCAUCCAUGGAAAUGGGAACAUAUGGUGGCAAAACUCAUGCAAAGUGAACGAAAAGCUUCCUUGCAAGGAUGCCCCUACGGCAUUGACUUUCUACAAGUGCAACGAUUUGACAGUGGAGGAUUUGACGAUAAAAAAUGGCCAAAAGAUGCAAGUUUCAUUCCAAGACUCUGAGAAUGUUAAAGUUUCCGGUCUCACUGUGACAGCACCGGGGGAUAGCCCAAACACUGAUGGAAUUCAUGUCACAAACACCCAAAACAUUCAAAUCUCAAGCUCCGUUAUAGGAACUGGUGAUGAUUGUAUAUCGAUUGUAAGUGGAUCCAAGGAUGUACUAGCCACAGACAUAAUCUGCGGACCAGGCCAUGGUAUCAGCAUCGGAAGCCUAGGGGCUGGGGGAUCCAAGGACUUCGUUUCAGGAAUAACGGUGAAAGGAGCUAUGCUUUCCGGAACUACAAAUGGACUAAGAAUUAAGACAUGGCAGGGAGGGUCAGGAAGUGCAAGCAAUAUCCAAUUUCAGAACAUUCAAAUGGACAAUGUGACCAACCCCAUCAUAAUAGAUCAAAAUUAUUGUGAUCAAGAGACACCAUGCGAAGAACAAAAAUCCGCUGUUCAGAUUAGGAACGUGAUGUACCAAAACAUAAAGGGCACAAGUGCUUCUGAUGUGGGUGUGCAAUUUGAUUGCAGCAACAACUUUCCAUGCCAGGGGAUAGUGUUGCAGAACAUAGACUUGCAACUUGAAGGUGGAGGAGGGGCCAAGGCUUCAUGCAACAGUGUUGAAUUGUCCUACAGAGGAGAUGUUAUCCCUCUCUGCCCAUAGAAAGAGGAAGAAAGACACUAAUCAAAUAAUGAAAGGAUAAUGUGACAUGUUUAAUUGCUUUGUACAUAUAUAUAUGGUCAACAAAUGAGGCUAGCUGAUUGAUUUGUUGCAGCCAAUAAUAAUGUGUGUGAUAUAGUAAUGAUUGUCAUCGUUUGUACUAUGUUUGAUAAAUAAAAUUCAAUUUGUGCA
Glycine soja is the source of this 1579-nucleotide messenger RNA. RefSeq names its product polygalacturonase-like. Gene Ontology annotation, molecular function: polygalacturonase activity. The record is from RefSeq and is a predicted model, not a curated record. Lineage: Eukaryota; Viridiplantae; Streptophyta; Magnoliopsida; Fabales; Fabaceae. Bases 104 to 1390 code for a protein of 428 amino acids. Gene Ontology annotation, biological process: anther dehiscence; fruit dehiscence; pectin catabolic process. The transcript has 9 exons.